CAGCACAACAAGCGCGCUUGCGCCAUCCCAUGAUUCUCUCUGAAACCUGCUGAAGAGGCUCGGAGUUGAGAGCUAAGAGACGAGCUAUCCGUAAUGUCGGAAAAGAAACAGACCGUGGAUUUGGGCUUGUUAGAGGAGGAUGAUGAAUUUGAGGAAUUUCCAGCCGAAGAUUGGACAGGCCUGGAUGAAGAUGAGGAUGCCCAUGUGUGGGAAGAUAACUGGGAUGAUGACAAUGUAGAGGAUGACUUUUCCAAUCAAUUGAGAGCUGAGCUUGAAAAACAUGGAUACAAGAUGGAGACUUCGUAACCCUGAACGUCCUGAGCUGAGGAUUGUUUGUUUUAUCACAUUUGAAUGCUGUCAGUUCCGUCUGCCAGUUUACAAAUGUGAUUUUGCUUAUUUCCUCAGUAAGACGCCAGGAAUUCUGACGUUUGCCAGGAAUGGAAAGGAAAUAGUUUGUAUGCAUGUGUGAGAGAGCGAGUGUGUUUGAGGGUGUUAUGGUUUUGUUUUUUUAAAUCUUGUGUUCUCCACAAACCAUUUGUAUUGUGUUUAGUUAUGCUAUUAAAGCGAUUCUCUAUCUAUCAA
Messenger RNA from Pygocentrus nattereri (red-bellied piranha), 582 nucleotides. RefSeq names its product SEM1 26S proteasome complex subunit (gene sem1). Gene Ontology annotation, biological process: double-strand break repair via homologous recombination; proteasome assembly; mRNA export from nucleus. The record is from RefSeq and is a predicted model, not a curated record. NCBI's taxonomy places the organism in Eukaryota, Metazoa, Chordata, Actinopteri, Characiformes, Serrasalmidae. The coding region runs from base 94 to 306 and encodes 70 amino acids. The transcript is spliced from 3 exons. Gene Ontology annotation, cellular component: proteasome complex; proteasome regulatory particle, lid subcomplex.